ACAUGACUGAGACUGAUUGUGUCUCCAUGUUGACAGUAAACACAGAAAUUAACCUUAAAAGACAAAGAACAAGCAGACAAAAGUCUCAGCUUUAGUCAGUUUAACUUUAACACGUUAUUUAAAGAACACGUUCACGUCUUUAUCUCACUGUUAGACGGACUUUUACAACAGGAAACCGAAGUUUUUAAACCACUCACUCUCCCACACCAAACCCCAGAGAGAAAACCAGUGAUUUUAACACACGGGGACACAGGAGUGGUCAUAUAAUGCAAGAACCUGUGGAAUCAGGGAUCAAGUGGAGAAUCAUCAAUCACCACAAGAGGGCAGUGGAGACAGCAGACUCUCUCUGUCUCUCUCUCUCUCUCCAUCAGAUUGUCCACAGUCUGUCUGUCUCUCUGUCUUUACUUCAGCAUCAUCAUGAAGAAACAUCAGAGGUUUUGUUUUCUUCUCUGGACGAGUGUUUGCUGCGUCGCUCCGACGCGUUGUUGGCACGACUUGGACAACAGCGAGUACGACUGUUGGCCUCUCGACAAACCAAACGACCAGAACAUGAUCGACUGUGGAGGUCUGGAAAUGGCCUGGGUGGUGCGUCCACCUGAGACGGUGAAGAGCGGCGAGGUGUUCGGCGUCACAUACUCGGUCACCGCGCGGGACUCUUUCUACGACUGGGCGGUCAAAAACCACAUCUUCACACACAGUUCCAUCGCGAGCGCGGAAGCAGCUCGGAGGUUCUGCGAACACAGCGACUGUCCGGCCAACUGGAAAGACGCAGACGGCGAGAACUGCUGCAUCCAUCACGCCAACAUCCACUCCUGUCCGCUGGGAUACAUGACAACAGAGAGCAUCUGCGGUCCCUGGAUUCCGGAUGACGGAAAAAUCUUCACGCACACCAUCUCCACGUCUGGCAAAAUGACACAGACCAACUGGUCAGCGAAGGUGGUUUUGAUCCAUCCUGGUCUAACCUCGCUCAUCGCUCACAUACGAGUCGGUGAGAUGCAGGUGGCUCUGGAGGCCAAGAGCAAUGUACUUCCUGCUGUGGUUUGUGGAGACAGCAUAUGUGAGGAGGCGGAGCUUUGUUCCAUUUGCCCUGCUGACUGUGGCCAAUGCCCAAUGGCCCCGACCACCAAGUUGUCCAUUGGCCUCCCGCUCAGCUCCCUCUGCCUUUGCUUAAUACUGACCGCUGUGUGGCUGAGGUACCAGAAACAGAAACUGCUGUGGGACGAGAGCUGGAUCAUCGACUUCUGGACAAUAAAACAAGACCAUGAGGCUCGUUUGACCACGGGCAGUAUCAUGAGUGUACCGAUGGCGCACAGUGACAGUAAUACCAGCUGUAUGACUGCUCUCAGCUCAUGUGUGGGACAACCGGGGAACCGGAAAACACUAUUCACCUGCACCGGGAUUUAUGACGGCAGAACGGUGGCCAUAAAGAAGAUUCAAACAAAGACGUUCUCUCUGUCCAGAACCAUCAGACAGGAAGUCAAACAAAUCCGGGAACUUGAUCACCCAAAUCUUUGUAAGUUCAUUGGAGGAUGUGUUGAGGUUCCAAACAUCGCCAUAGUGACCGAGUACUGUCCGAAAGGAAGCCUUAACGACAUUCUCCUGAACGAGGAAAUCCCUCUCAACUGGGGCUUCCGGUUUUCCUUCGCCACAGACGUCGCCAGAGGGAUGUCAUACCUUCACCAACACAGGAUCUGCCAUGGUCGACUCAAGUCCAUGAACUGCGUCGUAGACGACCGCUGGGUUUGUAAAAUAACAGAUUUCGGACUGAGGACGUAUCGCAGGAAUGAUGGGGCGGAGCCUCUCUCCACCUAUCACCAGAGACUCAUGGAGGUGUACAUGCCACCCGAGUUUCAAAACACAAACAUGGAGCCAACACUGGCUGGAGACGUGUUUAGUUAUUCCAUCAUCCUCUUGGAGAUCGCGACUCGCAACGACCCUGUCCCUGCAGAAGAGUCUAACCUGGAGUCCACCUGGUGUCCUCCUCUACCUGAGCUGAUCUCCAGCAAAUCCGACAACAACUGUCCAUGUCCUGCUGACUAUGUAGAGCUGAUCCGACGAUGCCGCUCUCAUAACCCUGUCCAGCGACCCACGUUUGACCAAAUCAAGAAGUUUGUCCAACGCGUCAACCCCGUCAAAGUCAGCCCGGUGGACAUGAUGAUGAACCUGAUGGAGAAGUACAGUAAACAUCUGGAGGUGUUGGUGGCUGAGCGAACUCAAGAUCUGAUGCUUGAGAAACAGAAAACCGACCGGCUGCUCUACAGUAUGCUUCCUAAGCAGGUAGCUGAUGAUCUACGUCAGGGUAAACCACUGCAGGCUCAGAGUUACGUCAGCGCUACUGUCUUCUUCAGUGACAUCGUGGGCUUCACGCAGCUCUCCUGCAGCAGCACUCCAUACCAGGUCGUGGAUUUCCUCAACAAACUCUACACGACAUUUGACGACAUCAUCGACAACUAUGACGUCUACAAGGUGGAAACCAUCGGAGACGCGUACAUGGUGGUGUCGGGCGUGCCGCAGGAGAACGGUAUCCUGCACGCCUCGGAGAUCGCCAGCAUGGCUCUGGACCUGGUGGGCGUCUGUCGCACCUUCAGGAUCCCUCACAAGCCCAGCAUGCAGCUGCAGAUACGAGCCGGGAUUCACUCCGGUCCACUGGUCGCCGGGGUUGUUGGUACGAAGAUGCCUCGUUACUGUCUCUUUGGAGACACGGUCAACACGGCAUCCAGGAUGGAGUCCACCAGCCUCGCUCUGAAGAUCCAGUGCAGCUCCAGUGUGUUUUACCUGCUGGAGGAGAUCGGAGGCUACGUGCUGGAGUGUAGAGGAACACUGCAGGUCAAGGGUAAAGGCGACAUGAUCACUCACUGGCUGGUGGGGAAGCAGACGUCCAGGGACACCAAGACCACCAAACACGUCACCAUGGAGACAGAGACAGCGAUGAAAGAGAAAGAGAGGGAGCUGUACUCGUCCAUACCCGGGUUCCUGAACAACGACGACGACGACCUGCUCCUGGAUCAGUCCUGAGUCCUUUAGUCCGGAAAACAAGUUACAUUUGUAACGUGAUACAUGUUGUUAUUUAUAUGUAUUUGUGUGUUCAGAUUGUUUUAACCCUUUAAACCCGAAGGUGUGGUUACUGUGUCUGGAUCCAGCCUGAGACACUUCAAAAAAACAGAUUUUUAGCCACUUAACAAAAGACCUGCAUUUUAAAAUGUACGUCAGCUUAAGUCUACAAUAUCUCAAGAACACGUUCACUUCUUUAUCUCACUGUGAGACAGACUUUUCCAACAGGAAACUGAAGUUUGUAAACCACUCGCUCUCCCACAGAGAAAAUCAGUGAUUUUAGCUCACAGGGACACAGGAGCUGCUGGUCUACUGCUGCCUCGUGUGGUCCUUUGUGUCACUGAGGUCAAUCUGAACAAAGGAUUUCAAACACAGAAUUUUACAAAAUAAGACAUUUGAACGUAGUGAUGGAGGCAGCAGUGGAUCAACAGCUCCUGUGUGCUGUGAUGUUAAAUCACUGGUUUUCUCUAUGGGCUUUGGUGUGGGAGAGUGAGUGGUUUACAAAGUACAAGAUUUGGCUUAAGUGUUUUGGCUGACAACAAAAACCCAUGAACUAUCCCUUUAAUGCACUAAAUAAGAUUCCUGCAGCUCUAAUUUUCAUCAUGACUGAAGUCAAUGUCACGUAAAUGUAGUUUUGUUUUGUGAAGCCCGUUGUGUGA
Molecule: messenger RNA, 3710 nt
Organism: Solea solea (common sole)
Lineage: Eukaryota; Metazoa; Chordata; Actinopteri; Pleuronectiformes; Soleidae
Product: atrial natriuretic peptide receptor 1-like
Exons: 23
Coding region: 418-3015 (865 amino acids)
Biological process (GO): cGMP biosynthetic process; protein phosphorylation; intracellular signal transduction
Molecular function (GO): ATP binding; peptide receptor activity; guanylate cyclase activity
Source: RefSeq, a predicted model, not a curated record